This is a messenger RNA of Dentiscutata heterogama, 152 nucleotides long. The record is from the annotation of a GenBank genome assembly. NCBI's taxonomy places the organism in Eukaryota, Fungi, Glomeromycota, Glomeromycetes, Diversisporales, Gigasporaceae.
UAUUUUUGAGCUAACAUUCUUUUGGAUAACCCAUGCUAUUAAGAGAUAUGUCAAGUUUGGUCAUGAUAUUGAUUCUGGUGAAAAUAUUGAAAGAGUGAUAAAGAAUAUAGCAGGAAUGCAUAUUGCUUAUCUAGAGCCAAAUAUAAAUCAGC